AAGCUCGGGGAGGCUGCAAGUGGAGCUCAGACUAGCUCAGCACUGCUGGGGGCACGUUCCCCUAUAGAAGGGGGGGAGCCCUCGCCCCUCUCUGGCACACACGCAACCCCGCCCGGCUGGAGCUGUCCACGCGUCGUGGUGCUGAACCUGGUCCCUGAGCCCCGUCGCGUGCAUCCCGGAGAGGCGCUGGCCGCGCGGCUGAGCAAGGCGGAGCUCGGAGCUGUCCAUCGGCUCGGGUGGCGACCCGUAAACCUGCCGGCAGAGCGGAGCCGCUGGUCCAUGGGAGGCGGAGCGGGGCUGGUCUGAGCCGGGCGCCGGGAGCCUAGCGGGGGCAGAGCGCUCCAGCCACACCUGCUGCUCGUUCAGCCGAGCCCCGCUAUGGCGUUCAUGGUGAAGUCCAUGGUGGGCGGCCAGCUGAAGAACCUCACCGGGGGGCUGGGCGGCGAGGAGAAGGGCGAUGGCGAGAAAUCCCCGGCCGAAGCCCAGGGGAUGACGCGGGAGGAGUAUGAAGAAUACCAGAAGCAGCUACUGGAGGAAAAGAUGGAAAGGGAUGCCCAGUUCACCCAGCGCAAAGCAGAGAGAGCCACGCUCCGGACCCACUUUAGAGACAAGUACCGGCUCCCCAAGAAUGAAACAGAUGAUAGUCAGAUCCAGCUAGCAGGAGGGGACGUGGAGCUCCCGAAAGAGCUGGCUAAGAUGAUCGAGCAAGACAACGAGGAGGAAGAGGAAAAGGACUCUGUUAUCGGACAGCUGACCAGCAUCCAGAACCUGGACCUUGAUUCCCUGAAGGAUAAAGCCCAGGCCACGCUAGAGGACCUGAAGCAGUCAGCUGAAAAGUGUUCUAUUAUGUGACGCAGCUGGUUCCCUCGACGUAACACCCCAUUCUGAACCGUAUAAUGUUGGGGGGGAGGAGGGAUGCAGUGGAUGGUCUGGGGGAAAUGAUGGUGUAUGAAAAUUAACUAGUGGGAACCCCACAGAGUUUGUCACCCUUCCCUAUGUGACUUGGAUAUCUUUUCUAAACCCAUGCUCCACCUAGAUUCCACGAAACAGACUUACAUGUCCUGUUCCUCUCAUGACGUGUGUUUUCCAUUGCGAGGCCGGAGUCAGGAGGCAGCACUGUUCGCCCCCAGCACCCCUCCUGAGGUCAGAUCUAAAACUGCCUGUGCCACUGCUCAUGUGGGUGACCGAGUUCCUCUGCCCAUUUUAAUCUUUGAGUGCAGAAGGGAGGGAUGGUUGUGCUGAGGGUUGCUGAGCCAUGCCUGUGAAUGGGAGCAAAAAACCUCUUUAGAGGAGCAGACUGGCAUUGCUCCUCUGCCUUCACUCCCAUCUUGGUGAAGGAGAUUUGGAGCAAACCUCCUGGAGGCGAUGACCAGUGUUCCCUUUGCUUGCCAGACACAAGCCGUGACAGGGAAAUUUCCCACAUCCACUUAACUAAGGCCAAGAAAUAAUACUACUACUUUGCCCUGAUAGCACCUUUCAUGCAUUGAUCUCAAAGCACUUAGCAAAGGAGGGGACAGUUAUAUUGGUCCCAUUUUAGAGGGGGGAAACUGAGGCACAGAGCAGUUACGCUACUUGCCCAGGUCAGCGGCAGGAUCAGGAAUAGAGUCCAGACUGGUGGGUGCUCAGUCAGCUUAGACCAUAGUCACCCUUCCGUGUAAGAAAUGUCACUUACUGGAAAUGCGUUCAAAUGCUGUGUCACUUCUACAGUAUGGGGCCUACUAUAAUUCAUGUUCCUUAAAGGAGAGAGGAUAAUUCAGCUCUGUGUAAUGAGGGGGAAAUCUAUCUAUACAUUGUGAUGUAACCAUGCCAAGUUUUCGUCUGCCUUUCUACCCCUUAUAUACCCUCCUUAUUCUAUGGUAUUGAUAUAACUGAUGGAAUAAAUACCAGGAGAUC
This is a messenger RNA of Mauremys reevesii (Reeves's turtle), 1893 nucleotides long. RefSeq names its product complexin 3 (gene CPLX3). The record is from RefSeq and is a predicted model, not a curated record. Gene Ontology annotation, biological process: synaptic vesicle exocytosis; regulation of neurotransmitter secretion; neurotransmitter transport. Gene Ontology annotation, molecular function: syntaxin binding. NCBI's taxonomy places the organism in Eukaryota, Metazoa, Chordata, Testudines, Geoemydidae. The transcript has 3 exons. Bases 379 to 852 code for a protein of 157 amino acids. Gene Ontology annotation, cellular component: terminal bouton; SNARE complex.